Seriola dumerili (greater amberjack) is the source of this 2617-nucleotide messenger RNA. It is a transcript of the gene dcdc2b, whose product is annotated as doublecortin domain-containing protein 2B-like. The record is from RefSeq and is a predicted model, not a curated record. Gene Ontology annotation, cellular component: microtubule organizing center; microtubule. The transcript is spliced from 15 exons. Gene Ontology annotation, biological process: intracellular signal transduction. Bases 46 to 1464 code for a protein of 472 amino acids. NCBI's taxonomy places the organism in Eukaryota, Metazoa, Chordata, Actinopteri, Carangiformes, Carangidae.
CUCCACCAGGCUUGUGACUGACUGAGCAUAACAGCUGGCUCAGAGAUGGCUGCGAGCACUGCAGCCACAACUGUCCUGCCUCCGGUGAAGAGCGUGAUGGUGUACAGGAAUGGUGACCCCUUCUACAAUGGACGGAGGUUCGUGGUCAACCAGCGUCAAGUGGCCACUAUGGAAGCUUUUCUCAAUGAAGUGACCCAGAACAUCGGUGCACCGCUUGCCGUCAGGACUUUGUACACCCCCAGGCAGGGCCACAGGGUCACAGACCUCCAGGACCUUCAGACAGGAGCCCAGUAUGUUGCUGCGGGCUAUGAAAGGUUCAAGAAACUGGACUACCUGAACGUAGGAGCAAAAAAGCAGCCUGCUGCCCACAAAGAAACCCAGGCUAAAGUAACCCAGAGGCCAAAUGUUUCAGCUAAAUGGAGGAAGUUUAUACCUGUACCUUGCAUUAUACAUGUUUUCCGUAAUGGAGAUCUCCUGUGUCCACCAUUUCGAUUCAUCAUUCCUCGGAGCAUGCAGCAGGAUCUGGAGCAGAUCCUGAGUCUGGUCACAGAAAAGGUCAGCCUACGAACCGGAGCUGUGCGCAGGUUGUGCUCUUUGGAAGGAGCAACUGUGUCCUCAGCUGGGGAGCUGGAGACUGGCCACUGCUAUGUUGCCGUGGGAACCGAGAGGUUCAAGAAACUUCCAUAUGUGGAGCUGUUGGUUUCAAAAGCUACAGAGAGAUAUUACCCAGGAAAGAGGAGGCUGUUGAGGAGAACUGAGAACGGGAAAGCAGGAAGCGGUCCAGAAGACCAGUACAGUGACUCAGCUCUCCUCGACUCCCCAGAGUCUGAUGGUCGGAGGGUGAAGUCAACAGGAGAUGAGGCUGCACCUCCACAAGCCACGCAGCAGAGGAGCAGGAGACAGGGAGCAGAGGAGACGUCUGCGUUCUUUGCCAGGCCGGUCAAGAUCCGCAAAAACAGAGGACAGACAAGACUGCCACUCAGUAAUGGAUCUGUCCAGCCUAGCGUAUUUAAACGAGCAGCACGGAGGAGGAGAGACGAGGUACGAGGAGCCGAGGAGGUGAAGGAGGAUGAGAACACAGCUACAGAGCUUCCUGUUGACCAGAGAGUGGCAGAGGUGGUGGAGGAUGAGGAACUCAACAACACAAACAAUCCUCCGCACAGCACAAAGCAGAGAGAUGCACAAAUUAUAAAGAUCGAGCAGCACAAUGAGAGAGAGCCCCCACACAAAUACAAUGGAAAACAGGCUCAGUCAUCUGAACAAAAUGGUGUGGAACAGACAAAAGACUCUGCCAGGGCUGAGAAAUCUGCUGCUGAAAUACUGGAACCUGAGCUGAAGCACACAUCUUCAACGUCAAGGCCUUCAUCGUCCAGCUCUCAGGGAAAGAACAGGGGAGAAAAGGACAGCCCACAGGACGUCCUGUCAAAUACAGCAGAACAGAACCAUCAUCAGGACGACUUGUGAAGCACAGAGGAUUCAUCAGAGGUCACAUCGGCCAAAAGCACGGCAGAUAACCAAGCAUUUACUGUUUACUGCUUCAGCGUGACCCAUGUGGCUAAAUGAAUGUUAUUACUCGUAGUACUUUAACUGUGGUAUUGAGCCAAGAACAACGUUCAUAAAUGUUGUUUUCUUUAGAAGACAAAAAUGGGAACUUGCUCAGAUAAAAUAAGGAGAAACACGACAGGAGGAGGACACAAUAUCAUAAACUCAACUCAAACUCAAGCACAAUACAAACCACUGCAACAACUCCAUAAAACUGACCCUGAAAAUGAUCACACAGGAAAGUCAACACCUCUCCUCAAGAAAACAAGAAGCCUGCAGCCAUGCAAGCAGCUUUUUGUAUGUUGGCACAGUGGCACUAAAUGCUAACCUCACUGUGCUCACUAAGCAUGCUCACAUUAGCAGUAAACACAAAGUACAGCUGAGGAAGAAUAUUAUUGGUUAUGCAGGUAUUUGUUUAUAAACCAAAGUAUUGGACCAACUGAAAUUUUGUUAGAGGAUCACCAAAUAUAUGACACUUCAUCCUGAGGUGGGGACGUGAAUGUGUACAUAAUGUCAUAGCAAUUCAUCCAACAGUUGAUGAGGCAUUUCACUAAAAACAACAAAUGCCAACCUGUUGGAGGCACUCGAGGACAUGUCAUCACCAAACUCAGUGGGAUUGAUCCUCUUUUAUAGCAAUCUGUCUGACAGCUGUUGAGAGUGGUGGAUCAGAUUGCCACACUGCUUGCAUGGCCAAUAAAAAAAAAAAAAAAAACAGAUUGUAAGCUUCACAAAGGCUGCAUUUGUUACAGGGUUUUGCAUUAUAUCGUGUAAGUGUUUUAGAUAUUGUGUCCAUCCUGUUUUACGGGGAUAAUUCUGAUGCAGAUAUUGAGUAGAUGAUCAAUGAUGCAAUUAAUUACAUUUACAAUAUGUACGUAAGAAACAGUGUUCUGGGACAUUUAAAGCCUAACUGUAUUUUGAUUUGGAGAAAAGCACAGAUGAACAAUCAUGUUUUGCCAACAAUUUAUUAUUAAAACAUCAGCUACACGACAAGCUGAAUAGAUGCAACAAUAACAAAGUCAUCUGUACAGUGCUCUGCGUCAAUUAAAUACUGUGACAAUAAAAAUAUAUAUUACUA